Molecule: messenger RNA, 1609 nt
Organism: Cucurbita pepo subsp. pepo (vegetable marrow)
Lineage: Eukaryota; Viridiplantae; Streptophyta; Magnoliopsida; Cucurbitales; Cucurbitaceae
Product: signal peptidase I
Source: RefSeq, a predicted model, not a curated record
AGAAGAUAAUUUUCCAUUUCAUAAUUCAUCGAGACACGGAAGGAAGGAGAGAGAGAGGACACAGAGGAAUUGGGAAUACUGGGUCAGUUUGGAUCCAUGCUGAUCGGUUUCAACGGGCCAAAGGCGAUGAAGAUUCAUCGUCCGACGACAUUGCUGUUCUUGCUGCUUCAACUUCAAGCUUUUAUGUUUUUUUACUCUCUAUCAAUUGCUUCGUCGCUGAAUCAUUCCAGCUCUAACAGUGAGAACAAUGCGCAUCUCUUGCAGGAUGUUUUGAAGGAAAUAGCAAAGAAGCAGGAGUGGGAUUCGGAGGAAAUCAGAAUAUUGAAAUUGGAUUUUGGAAAUGUGAGAUUUGGAUGUGCGGAGAGCCAUGCAAUUCGUCUGGGAUUAGGUAAAACUCGGCUGUUGGCAAAAUUUUCCGACGAGGUGUCGUCGUGGAAGAAGCCGAAUUAUGCUAAUGCGACUAGCCUCAGCUCUUUAAUUAAUGGCAUCGGUUCAAUGGCUGCCAUUAGGUCUUUCAAAAUUGUGGGUCCUUUCGAUUUGAUGGUUGAAGAGGAUGCCCAGCUUUCUCUCUCCUUACCUAACAAUGCUACUCAUGUUGGUCUCAAACGAAUUCUGGUGGGAGAAGGCAUAACAGUAGAAGUUAGUGAAGCUGAGGAGGUGUCUGUGUUUUAUUCGUCUGAUCUUGUUCAACUGCUGAACGAAACCAGAACGGGCAAUGGAAAAACCAGGAUUUACCCUUUCUGGCUUCCAUUUUGCUCACCUUUGCUUCCUCUACGCAUACUUGGAUCUGCGACAUUGUCUGCAUAUAGGACACGAAAUCCUGAUGAUCGUGUAAGAACUAGCUUCCUUUCCAAGGAUUCAAUUGAGUUAUUGCCAGACAAGUGCUAUGGUAGAAAUACUUACACUCAGAAUUCUCCCAUACUUGAUUCCUUCAAAUUGCGGUUUAAUAUGCUGGAAAGUAUUCUUCAACGUUAUCUGAGUAAUAGGAUCCUUCAAAAUGGCCUGUUGGCUUUUGUUAAAGUUAAAAUGAGAGCAUCUGUUGUUGUUCGUUUUCAACUGGAACUCGAAAGUACUAUUGGAACAAAUAGUAGUCGAUAUGCUCGAUUGGCAGAGUGGAGAACUAAGCCUACCGUUGAGCGUGCAUCAUUUGAAGUGAUGGCUAGGCCUGAUGCAGUGAGAUUGAAGCCUCUUGCAGUUAAGAAGUUAAGGCCUUUGAUCGUGGCAGAUUCAACUGAAUGGAGGAACCUACUGCCAAAUAUAUCCUUCACCAAGUUUCCAUCUCUUCUCGUUCCUCCCGAAGCUCUAACGCUGGAUGUCAAAUGGUAAUCAGAUAAGUUUUCUUCAAGAUAUUUUUUCACAGUUCUAGGUAUUAUCACUUACUUGCCCAGCUUCCUUGUUCAUAUGUUUGGUAAAUGUACAUGGUAAAUGAACUAAAGAAAUUUCUUGCAUUAUGCUACUUGUGGUCACUAGUUAAUAAAGCCAUAGAAGCAUCAUAUACUCUGAAGUUUUGAAUGUAGAGAACAAUGAUACAGAUAUGUAAACAAAUUCUGUGUAUAUGCACAUUUGCAUUUCUGGCUUAGGUUAUAUUGGAUUUUCCUGCUUCCUUAGU